AUGCGCCUCUGCCAUCUUACUCAAGCUUUAGCCUUGAUACCCCUCGUUUCUGAGGGCUUCGUCUCGGCGCAACAAUACCCGAUAAAGGUUCUCCACGAGUUCUCCAAUCCAACUUGGCUUGACAGUAAUGCCGUCCGACACAAUGGAGAGGUACUUGUCACGUCUGCAACAACAAGCGCAAUCCGUCUUGUGAAUCCGGAAAGCCCUGAAGAAGCCAUUACUGUCGCUAGUAUUCCUGGCGGCAACGGUGCCAACGGUAUCACCGAGAUGGGGAGGGACAUCUUUUAUGUCAAUGGAGGAAAUUAUACUGUCGCCACCGGCCCAAUCUUGGGGAGUUACGGGGUCUGGAAAAUUGAUCUGCGUAAAGCAGACCCGGUUAUCUCACUUGUCACAGCGCUACCAGACGUGCGGCUCGCUAAUGGCAUCGCUCGCCUUCACCCAACUGACGAAACUUAUCUCCUGAUCUCGGAUCCCAUCGCCGCAGAAAUCAUCCGAGUAAACGUUGUUACCGGUGAAUAUGUUCGAGUCAUCAACGAUACUGCCCUACGUGCUAUCGCCCCUAACCCCAACGGCGUCAGCGUUUUGCGUACUUACGAAUCCUACGUUUACUACAACAAUCAGGGUUCAAACUUAAGCAGAAUUCCAAUUUCAAACACGACUGGAUUCGCAACUGGACCUUCGGAGAUUAUCGCGACGUUAGAUGCUCAUUCCUUUGCCAUUUCAAGAGACGGGAAAAAAGCUUGGAUGUCUUCCAAUUUCAUCAACGCCUUGCAAGAGAUCGAUAUUGAGAAGCGCACAGCAAGAAUCGUGGUGCAGAACCAGACAGAUUUUAUUACCCCAACAGGCGUUGCUCUGGGAAAAAGUAAUGGAAAAAAUGUUCUGUAUGUCACAACGAGUGGAGGCAUGGAUUGGGCGACUAUGACGGCUGUUACUGGUGCAAGGCUGAUGCAAGUUAACAUCGGAGCAUAG
Molecule: messenger RNA, 969 nt
Organism: Botrytis deweyae
Lineage: Eukaryota; Fungi; Ascomycota; Leotiomycetes; Helotiales; Sclerotiniaceae
Exons: 2
Coding region: 1-969 (322 amino acids)
Source: RefSeq, a predicted model, not a curated record